AUGUAUCAAACUAAAAGAAUGAUCCGGUUAUCUAGUAACAAAGUGAUAAUGAUCAGCCUGAUUCUAAUUCUGUAUGCUCUAGCUAAUCAAGUCAUCUCAGCACAGGUGAUCCUGGAACAAUGUCUAGGAGUAAAUGGCACCGAAUAUAUACCUGCUGCGCUGAUUUGGAACACAAAUACUAGGCACCAGAUUACCCAAUCACCAGCACUUUCGGAAACAUUCUAUACCUUGUAUGAUGCUGGUAACAUCGACGAAGCACUACUACUUUGGAAUCAAUACUAUGACCCUACAGCGGAAGAAGAAGAAUUGUGGACUACUAUAAUGGACGACUUACGUGGCAUUGAAGAAGACGAGCCUGAACGUGUAGAUUGUUUAUUGAUGUUGGCUGAAUAUUAUGGCUGGACUGAUUCUCAGCUAUAUAGUAGGACAAAACAAGUGGUUAAUGAAAGAUUAACUCUGAACAAACGUGAUCAAUACACUACGAAAUGUUACAAAAGCAACCUCGCUUGGAAACAGGACUGUCAACACCCUAAGUGUUGGUGUUGA
Messenger RNA from Vanderwaltozyma polyspora DSM 70294, 546 nucleotides. RefSeq lists its product as uncharacterized. The record is from RefSeq and is a predicted model, not a curated record. NCBI's taxonomy places the organism in Eukaryota, Fungi, Ascomycota, Saccharomycetes, Saccharomycetales, Saccharomycetaceae. Bases 1 to 546 code for a protein of 181 amino acids. The transcript has a single exon.